UUCUGAGAAAAAAAAGAUUUCCGCCCCUCUCUCUCUCUCUCUCUCUCUCUCUUUCUCUCUCUCUCUCUGUCUCUCUCGCAGGGGCGUGUUCAAUAAAAAAGCAGGUUUAAUGUCAUUUGUGUUCUUCAGUGGUGAGACACUUGUGAAAAACCCGACUCCUCAUAACAGCCCUUCAGUCUUUCAUCAAGAUGCAGAGGUGGGCCGUGAUCUGUUGGGCUCUCCUGGCUCUGGUUGGUGCUGAUGAGUGUCCAGAUGGAGGAAGAUGUGAAGAGGGCCAAACCUGCUGCAACGACCCAGCCAGUGGCUUUGAGUGCUGCCCGUUUGAUCAGGCUGAGUGCUGUGGGGAUCAUAUGCAUUGCUGUCCUAUGGGAACAAUCUGCGAUAACGCCACGUCCAGCUGUUUGAACUCUACUGGCUCCAUCCCCUGGGUGGAAAGAGCUUCUGCUGAGCGGCCCAGACUCUCGAAAUCCUUCAGGAUGAUCAAGGCGAACCUAGGGGAGGAAGAUGACAACAUCUGCCCUGAUCAGUCACGAUGCCCACCUGAGUAUUCCUGUCUGAGGGCUUUGACAAGGUUUGGCUGCUGUCCUCUAGCUCAGGGAGUCCCCUGCUCUGAUGGGAAACACUGCUGUCCUGAGAGCCACCAGUGCAGCGCAGACAGCCGCUCCUGCAUCAAGAAAGAGCUUGUGUCUACGGUUCUGUGCAGCGACGGAGUGUCAGAGUGUCCAGAUGAAACCACCUGCUGUGAAACUUCAGAAGGAAAAUGGGGGUGCUGUCCCAUGCCAAAGGCUGUGUGCUGUGAGGAUAAGACACACUGCUGUCCUGAAGGGAGUAUAUGUGAUGUCCAACACUCAAAAUGUAUUUCCUCCUCUACCAAAAAACAAACACCAAUGUGGGCAAAACUUCCUGCCAGGAUCAGAGCCGACUGGGAGAACCAGAAAGGUGAAAAAGUCACUGCAGAGACAGUUGUUGAAAAAAAAAACGAAGUCCCCACAGUGAUUACAGUUCCUCCUUUAGAGAAGGAAGUCUCAUCUGUCACUGAGCCAGCUGCAGGUAAUGAUGUCCCAUGCAAUGAUACAGCAUCCUGUCCAGAUCAAACCACAUGCUGUAAAACCAAAGACGGCGGCUGGUCUUGCUGUCCUUCGCCAGAGGCUGUUUGUUGUGAAGAUUUCAUUCACUGCUGCCCAAAAGGUAAGACAUGUAACCUGGCUGCUCAGACCUGCGAUGACAGCACAUGUUCUGUGCCGUGGCUCGAAAAGGUACCCACAACCCCCCGACAGGGCCCGAAGGUACUCGCAAAGCCCAGACAGGGCGCACAGGUGGGGAAUGUAACAUGUGACUCCACCUCGAGUUGUCCUGAUGGCACCACCUGCUGCAAGACCACAACGGGAACCUGGGCCUGCUGUCCUUUACCUCAGGCGGUCUGUUGUGAAGACCAUGUACACUGCUGCCCUACUGGCACCACCUGUGACCUGGCAGCGCAAAAGUGUGACAGAGCCUUGGGCUCAACGCCCAUGAUGCGGAAGAUACCUGCGGUUGCCACGGCGGCACCCGCUACAGUGGCCGCUACAACCCAAAGUCAGGCAACAAGCACAAAGCAAACCGUGGAGCCUGAGAAAGAGGAGGUGACGAAAACACAGGAGACAAAAGACAAGGAGGAGGAGAAUGAGAAAGAUGACAAAGAGGAAGGCAUUCAGUGUGACUCCCGCACCACGUGCCCUCCGUCCACCACCUGCUGCUUUAUGACCUCGUCUCAUAUGUGGGGCUGUUGCCCGCUGCCAAAGGCGGUGUGCUGCGAUGACGGGAGCCACUGCUGUCCCAACGGCUACACGUGCAACGAGAGCAAGACCUCGUGUGUCAAAGGGGAAGUGGUGAUUCCCUGGUACACCAAGCUGCCGGCCACCUCCAGCAUGGAGACAGAUCCCAGCGCUGUGCAGUGCAACGGGCUGCAUCAAUGUCCACAACACACCACCUGCUGCCAGCUGAUGACGGGCGAGUGGGGCUGCUGCCCGCUGCAAAAUGCUGUGUGCUGCCCAGACAUGGAACACUGCUGCCCACAGGGUUACACAUGUAACAUCGCCUCUAAGUCCUGUCAGAAGCUCAUCAUGCUGCAGCUGGACACCCUCCCGCUAACACCGGUGUCUCUGCCCGGAAAUCAACCCCCGCACAUUCCCUCAACGCAGAGAGAAGUCCCGUGUGAUAAACAGUCCAACUGUUCAGACAAAGAGACCUGCUGCAGGACCUCCCCUACGGAAUGGGGCUGCUGUCCAUCUCCUAAUGCGGUGUGCUGCAGCGACAUGAAGCACUGCUGUCCCAACGGCUACACCUGCACCGAGAAAGGAAACUGCACGAAGGACACCGGGCUCCCCUGGUACAACUGGAACGAGUUCCUCAGCGGCAAAAAGAGAGCUCUAAUUUUGUGAAAAGACCUCACCAUCUGUCUUCUGCAUGCAACGCACUAAUUGAAAAUAAGGUCAAAGGGAUUUUAUGAUCAUUUUUAAAUGGUUUGUUCUAAGAGGAAAGUAGUAAUGGGGGAAGGGGACACUGUGGAAUUGAAUUGCUUUCGGGAGUCAUAAUGUUGUGCAAGAAGAUCAGGGCAUUACGACUUUAAAAGUCAGAUAGAUCAUUGUUAUUACAAGCACAGUUACAAGCUACUUGAAACUCUACUCCAUCCAUAA
Molecule: messenger RNA, 2675 nt
Organism: Etheostoma cragini (Arkansas darter)
Lineage: Eukaryota; Metazoa; Chordata; Actinopteri; Perciformes; Percidae
Gene: grna
Product: granulin a
Exons: 14
Coding region: 189-2420 (743 amino acids)
Cellular component (GO): extracellular region
Source: RefSeq, a predicted model, not a curated record